AUGUGCAAAGUGCUAGGCUCAAGCUCUUUUUUCCUUUCUUCCUCUUUCUUUCUCAACCAUUCCUCCCUUUUCUUGUUUCUCUUUUCUUUCCUUUCUUCUUUUCUUUUUAUCCUCCAUUUUUUUCUUUCUUUUUCCUUAAUUUCUACUUCUUCCUUUUUCUUUCCUUCUUUCUCCUUUACUCUUUAUUCUGUUUUUCUUCCCUUUCUUCAUUCUUCUCUCUUUUUGUCACUUUUCUCUUUCCUUCUUUUUCUCCAUUAUUUCUUUCUUUUUCUUCCUAAUCUUAUCUUACCUUCUCCCUUCUUUCCUUGUGUUCCUUCUCCCUUCUUUCCUUGUGUUCCUUUCUUCUUUCCUUCUUCCUCUUCUUUCCUUGUGUUCCUUCCCUCUUCUUUCCUUGUGUUCCUUCCCUCUUCUUUCCUUGUGUUCCUUCUCCCUUCUUUCCUUGUGUUCCUUCCCUCUUUUUUCUUUAUUUUUUAUCUUUCAUUUUUUUCUUUUCCACUUUUUCUUCCUUCUUCUUCUCUUUUUUUUCUCCGUCUCUCUUUUCUUUUUCAUCUUUCUUUCUUUCUACUUUCUACUUCUUUCCUCUUUAUCCUUUCUUUUCUUUCCCCUUUUUCAUUCUUUCUUUUCCUCAUUUUCUUCCUUUCCUUUGGCUUCUUUUUUUGUUUUCUUCGUUUUUAA
Acanthosepion pharaonis is the source of this 675-nucleotide messenger RNA. NCBI's taxonomy places the organism in Eukaryota, Metazoa, Mollusca, Cephalopoda, Sepiida, Sepiidae. The record is from the annotation of a GenBank genome assembly.